Molecule: messenger RNA, 18935 nt
Organism: Coregonus sp. 'balchen'
Lineage: Eukaryota; Metazoa; Chordata; Actinopteri; Salmoniformes; Salmonidae
Source: the annotation of a GenBank genome assembly
AUGGAACACUCAGGUUCACCACUGACCCCUGACCUCAAUGAUACGACAGCCAAUGAGAGCCUGUGGGGGGGGCUGGGGGCACCCCUCCCUUCAGCCCCAAGCAGACAGCUGGGCACCUUGCCCAACGCCCAGACACGCUUCAAGGACCUGUCGGGGAUAUUCUUCAUGGUGACCCUGAACGUGGUGGCGUUGCUGGCUAACACAGCCGUGCUGCUGGUGGUGGUCAAGGCCCCGCACCUCAGGUACUUUCAUACUUUUUGAUAUAUUUGACCAUUUAAAAACAUAAUUCAACCACAAUGGAUAAUCAUCAAGGAUAACACACAAGUGAAUACAAUGCAUAAUCAACAAGGAUAACAUAAAACAGUUUAACAACUUAUUUCCAUUGUGGUCAUCUUGUUUUGGCCGGCAGGCAGAUAAAAAAUACACCAGAUUAUAAAUACAUGAAAACAUAAAAUGAACUUGGGUCCCUUAUGAUUUUCUAAUGCACUGAUAAUGUAUGCACAAUUCCCUUGUUUCUAUUGCUUAUACUAUUAAAAGUUUUAUCUUAUGGAAUUUAAAUAUAUAUAUAUCUAUUGUACUUGUUUCACCAGACAUCAGUGCUUAAGUUCAAUUUGGUCUAAUGAACCCAUACAGAAAAAAAAUACAUUUCAACAUAUUUAACAUAACGUAAAAUGUAUUUCAAAUACAUAUAGAUACAUUUGUAUCUUUGCUAAAAUGCAUGUAAUACCUUAAAAUGUAUUCCAGAGAUGCGUGUACAAACAUUUGCAUUUUUGCUCAAAUGCAUGUAAUGCCUGACAAUAUUGCAGAAAUGCAUGGCUAUGACAUCUAGACUACAGGGUGGCCAAAGUAGUUCCUAAUUCGGCUUUUUAAAUUACUGUAGAUAAUAUUUUGGGCCACCAAGCCAAAACUUUGGCAGUGAUAUAAUUAAAAUUGUCAUUUUAACAUUAUGUUAUAAAGAGCACAAGUUCAACUUCAUAUAAAAAAACUAAUUUUACCAUCUCAACAGGUAAAAAAAUAUGACUAUAGUAGGUGCCCUUCUUCAGCCUAAUUAAAUAGGCUAAGGGAGAGGUCUAAAUUUACACAAUAGUUACCCUGAGGGGCCUCCCGAGUUGCGCAGCGGUCUAAGGCACUGCAUCGCAGUGCUUGAGGCGUCACUACGUUUGAUCCCAGGCGUUUGAUCCCAGGCUGUGACACAGCUGACCGGGAGACCCAUGAGGCGGCGCACUAUUGGACCAGCGUUGUCCGGAUUAGUGGAGGGUUUGGCCGGCCGGGAUGUCCUUAUCCCAUCGAGCUUUAGCGACUCCUUGUGGCGGGCUGGGCAAGCUGACUUCGCUCGCCAGUUGUACAGUGUUUCCUCCGACACAUUGGUGUGGUUGGCUUCCAGGUUAAGUGAGCAGUGUGUCAAGAAGCAGUGCGGCUUGGCAGGGUCUUGUUUCGGAAGACGCAUGGCUCUCGACCUUCGCCUCUCCCGAGUCCGUAUGGGAGUUGCAGCGAUGGGACAAGACUGUAACUACCAAUUGGGCAGAAAAAGGGGUAAAAGUAAAAGAAUAAUAUGUUAAACUGUGGAAAAUGGGGGAGGGUCAUGCCAUUUGUAAUCAAUUAAAUGUCAUAUUGCUCAGGGUUUGAGAAUUAGUUGCUUAUUAUAGUAUCUCAUGUGUGCCCAAAGAUGCCCCUCAUCCCUGAUUCUCUGCUGGGCACGCAAUAUCAAGUGCGCCUAGUGUGAUCUCAAUAAAAUGAUCCAUAGCCUAUACCAGUCUUUUUCAAACCCCAGCGCAGUUCUGUGGAGGAAUGCUUGCAGGUUUGCAGCAUAUUUGUCUUGAAUAUUAUUUGGGUUUUUUUUGUGGUCUGCGGCAUAUUUGACUCAAAUAAAUACUUGCCAUAGGCAGACUUGCCCAAUGCACUGAACUAUGCAUGCCACAGUAAACAAAUUGUGUUUCCAUGACUAAGUAUAGCUACACCAAAAACACACACACACAAGCUAACCCUGCUGCGCAGCCUGAAUGUUCUCUCUCUUGCUGGAUCCUUUUCAAAUGAGACCUGCCCGCCAAAACCGGUCUGUGUGAUAUGUCUGACUUGCCUGAGCAACAAUGCUAUGAAGCCAUCGAAAAUGCGCAGACAUUUAGAAACAAAGUAUCCACAUCUCGAGGAUAAACCAGAUUAUUAUUUGCUGCACAAUAAUUUCACAGACAAUGAGAGUUUACUGGAGGCUUCAUACGGUGCCUUGCAAAAGUAUUCAUCCCCCUUUGGCGUUUUUCCUAUUUUGUUGCAUUACAACCUGUAAUUUAAAUGGAUUUUUAUUUGGAUUUCAUGCAAUCGACAUACACAAAAUAGUCCAAAUUGGUAAAGUGAAAUGAAAAGAAUAACUUGUUUCAAAAAAUUCUAAACGAUAAAUAUUAAAAAAGUGGUGCAUGCAUAUGUAUUCACCCCCUUUGCUAUGAAGCCCCUAAAUAAGAUCUGGUGCUACCAAUUACCUUCAGAAGUCACAUAAUUAGUUAAAUAAAGUCCACCUGUGUGCAAUCUAAGUGUCACAUGAUCUGUCACAUGAUCUCAGUAUAUAUACAUCUGUUCUGAAAGGCCCCAGAGUCUGCAACACCACUAAGCAAGGGGCACCAUGAAGACCAAGGAGCUCUCCAAACAGGUCAGGGACAAAGUUGUGGAGAAGUACAGAUCAGGGUUGGGUUAUAGAAAAAUAUCAGAAACUUUGAACAUCGCACGGAGCUCCAUUAAAUCCAUUAUAAAAAAAUUGAAAGAAUAUGGCACCACAACAAACCUGCCAAGAGAGGGCCGCACACCAAAACUCACGGACCAGGCAAGGAGGGCAUUAAUCAGAGAGGCAACAAAGAGAUCAAAGAUAACCUUGAAGGAGCUGCAAAGCUACACAGCGGAGAUUGGAGUAUCUGUCCAUAGGACCACUUUAAGCCGUACACUACACAGAGCUGGGCUUUACGGAAGAGUGGCCAGAAAAAAGCCAUUGCUUAAAGAAACAAAUAAGCAAACACGUUUGGUGUUCGCCAAAAGGCAUGUAGGAGACUCCCCAAACAUAUGGAAGAAGGUACUCUGGUCAGAUGAGACUAAAAUUGAGGUUUUUGGCCAUCAAGGAAAACGCUAUGUCUGGCGUAAACCCAACACCUCUCAUCACCCGAGAACACCAUCCCCACAGUGAAGCAUGGUGGUGGCAGCAUCAUGCUGUGGGGAUGUUUUUCAUCGGCAGGGACUGGGAAACUGGUCAGAAUUGAAGGGAUGAUGGAUGGUGCUAAAUACAGGUAAAUUCUUGAGGGAAAACUGUUUCAGUCUUCCAGAGAUUUGAGACUGGGACGGAGGUUCAUCUUCCAACAGGACAAUGACCCUAAGCAUACUGCUAAAGCAACAGGGGAAACAUUUAAAUGUCUUGGAAUAGCCUAGUCAAAGCCCAGAUCUCAAUCCAAUUGAGAAUCUGUGGUAUGACUUAAAGAUUGCUGUACACCAGCGGAACCCAUCCAACUUGAAGGAGCUGGAGCAGUUUUGCCUUGAAGAAUGGGCAAAAAUCCCAGUGGCUAGAUGUGCCAAGCUCAUAGAGACAUACCCCAAGAGACUUGCAGCUGUUUUAGAGUUGAAGUGUACCUAUGAUAAAAAUUACAGACCUCUACAUGCUUUGUAAGUAGGAAAACCUGCAAAAUCGACACUGUAUCAAAUACUUGUUCUCCCCACUGUAUAUGAAGAAUUUCGUUGUUGCAAAGAGUUGCCUCAGAAUACAACUGCAGGUGAAACAUUACAUUUUCUGUUUGAGUACAUAAGGGACAUGGAUUACAAUGGGACCGUUGUAUCGGGAUCUGUAGGCCUACGGAUGAGACAGCUGCUCAACCUGUCCAUGCAGGGACACGCAAGUGACAUUACCCAAGCAAAUUAAAAAAUUGCCGAUUUCAAGAAAAAGCUGGGCGUCUGGAGAGACCGAGCAUAUAGAGGCCUUUUCGAUAUGUUCCCCCUAUUCUCAACUCUGGCUGACGUGGGUGAUGUAUAUAUGGAUGACGUGGAAAAUUAUGUGGUCACAUCUGAGCAAAACUCGGGAUUACUUCCCCUCACAAUCUGAUCCACACCCGGGAAGGCACUGUUGUGUGCGCGAGCGUUGCAAAAUAAAUGUAGACGCUUGAAGCGCUGCAAGUCCCGCCUCUCCCAUCUCCUCAUAUAUUUUAUAUAUAUAUUUUAGUCAUUUAGCAGACGCUCUUAUCCAGAGCGACUUACAGUUAGUUCUUUUUUCAUUUUUUUCAUACCCCCUGUGGGAAUUGAACCCACAACCCUGGCGUUGCAAACGCCAUGCUCUACCAACUGAGCUACAUCCCUGCCGGUCAUUCCCUCCCCUACCUUGGACGACGCUGGGCCAAUUGUGCGCCGCCCCAUGGGUCUCCCGGUCGCGACCGGCUAUGACAGAGCCUGGAUUCGAAACAGGAUCUCUAGUGGCACAGCUAGCACUGCUAUGCAGUGCCUUAGACCACUGCGCCAGUCGGGAGGACAUCAUCAGUUUUUAGGAGCAUAUACCCACAUGGGUGAUUGAAAGAUGAACUGAGGUCCACACUCCAGUCCAGUUUGUGGUGGUAAUGCACCUUAAAGAUGGUUGCCAACCGCCAUGUAAAUUCCACAGAAGAAAAAGAAGAAGAAGAAGAAUUCUCCCUGUCUCUGGCCCACACUCCAGUACAGUAGGUGGCGGUAAUGCACUAUAACGUUGGAUGCCAACUGCUGAUAAACCCCACUGAAGAAGAAGAAGAAGAAGAAGAAAGGGGAGGAGGAGGAGGAAAAAGACUGAAGGAGGAGAGAUUACUAGAAUCUAACUAGGUUUCUCCUUGUAUCUGUAGAUUAAUUGUCGGAGUAGAGAACACACGAUUUUGUGUGACUCAAAAUGGGUCAGAAUUCUACAAAGAUCCAGAAAAAAAGGAUUUCAGGUAAAAUAACAACCCAAUGUUUAUAUCCCAGGACAAAUUAGCUAGCAACAGCAAGCUAGCUAGCUAGCUAGCUAAAUGUCCAUGAAUGUUUCAUGUGUUUUGACCUGUCUUCAAAUUAAUAUAGUUGGUUCAGAGUUUGUUUUGAUAUUUCAAGCUGCGUGUCCUGAUUGUGUCUGGUUUUGGAUGGACAAAAUCAACAUGCGUGCGAUUGCACACGGACUCACGCGCGUGCCUGGUCUAGACAGCAUUUCACAGCUUGUCAACGGUUCUUGAUGAUAAACUAUUGGAGCUGUCCUGUGACCAAGGCCUGCACGUUUGUUUUAAUGAGAUGCGCCUGUCCACACUGGCUGUUCAGCAGCAGAGAAUACCCGCAACUCUACAAGAUGGCAGUGAAGACAUUAAUCCCCCUUCAUUCUACCUACUUAUGUGAGACCAGCAUCUCCUCUCUUGCUGCAACAAAAUCCAAACAUUGCAACAGACUAGCUGUUGAAAACACCUUGACACCUCUGGGGUGUCCCUGGCACAAAAAGAGAAGAGAAGCACAGGGCAAAGUUAUAUUUCUAAGAAAAUGUACUUCCUUCCUGAGAUUUUGCGCUGCUGGGAUGGUGUAUAUAAAACUAGGCUACAGUGCAUCACACACUGCAAUGAAUAGACGUUCCCAAUCAUGAGCCCCAGCCUGCCCUGCUCUUGCUGAUGUAAACUCUUUUGUGCUGCCUAACCAAUGACUGUGCUGUGUAUGGUGGCACUUCAGGAGGCAAGUCAAUUUGUCAAAAAAUUCAAUAUCUGUGCACACAGACUAGGCCUACUGAUGUCUUGUUCAGCCGUAAAGAUGAGAAGGAGGACAGGAGGUAAGCUUGCUAUUGCUAUAAUUUAUUUUAAUAAAAACAAUGUUUCGUUGCCCAUAAUGAAGCUAUUUAUCAGAGUUAUUAUUGACCUCACAAUAAACCAUAUUUGAGUAGUUUGCAUACAUUACUAUGAAGUGGCAGCUGCGGAGAUGGACAGCGCAUGGGUGCUGAAAGUAGGCUAAUUUGAUAAGACCUAAUUCAUUUACAUUUACAUUUAAGUCAUUUAGCAGACGCUCUUAUCCAGAGCGACUUACAGUUAGUGAGUGCAUACAUUUUUUUUUCACACUUAACAGUCUUCAUUUUAAUUUUAAUUUAGGCUACUAACAACAAGAGUGUUGGAGCCUAUUUCUUCCUAUUUAAUAAAUAAGAGGUAGGCCUACCUGUUUGACAGACGAAAUAAUAGUCUGCUAUCCAUAGAUUUGUUCAGCCAAUUCCUUCAGUCACCAUGCACUCCUUAAAUAUCUGUGUCAGUGAAGAGCUUGGUGUGUUAAGUUAAAACCAGGGCUUGAAUUGAGGGGGUAUGGGAGGGUAUUGUGGCUUUUGUUAAAGAAAAUGGUUAAAAGCAUAGGCCUACCCCUUGUUAAUUUAAGAUUUUGAAAACAUAUGUAAUGGACCUGAUUAUAUAAAGCGACCUAUAACGACACUUUAAUCCGCAAUGCUUUAUGCUAGAAACAAGCUGUAAAAUGCCGGGGAAAGACGUGACACUGAUGCAUAUGGGAUAUAUUUGGUUUGUCUCUAUGACAUUCAGAGGCUGCGCUACAACCUUCUAUAGCUGAGGACGAGGAGCCAAACAAUUUACUUUGCAUGGGAAGUAAUGAGUCUGUCACUAAUUGACGUUUUACAUUUCAACAGGCUAUUAAACAACAUACUAACUCUAAAUCAGCCAGGAGCAAGCCAGGUAGCCUAAGAAGGCACGAAAAUGAAUUAUUUAGGCUAUAUUAUUAUUAUUUCAAGGCUAUAGCCUGCCAUUUAAGAAAUCAAUUGUGAAGCAUUUGUGACACACUACAGCCUGGCAUGAGUGCUCACUAUUUCAACAACACAUCAACAACAGCACUUCAACAACAUGCCUAUAAAUUUAGCAUUUAGGCUGUAUAAAAUGAAGAAAAAAAAUGACUUAGAAGGCAAUAAUAAUGAAACGAAAAAUGCCUUAUUAUGCUAUGCAGUCAUUAUACAGUGCCUUUGAAUUCACUUUUAGAAACAGAGUUUGGCCAGUCUUUGGUUUGAGGAUCAUGUGGUGAGCUAUGCAUGCCUAGUUUGUUAAUUUAGCAGAUGCUCUUAUAUUCCAAUGCCCUAAUCACAAUCAACAUACAUCUAUUUUGUAACAACAAUAUCAUGGAAUAAAAUAGAAUAUAUUAUAAAAUGAUUGUUUCCCAAAUGAAAAAAAGUUACAUGUGCAUACCUGAUGAUAUGUGGCUGCUGUGUUAAACAAUUACUGUUUUUUUUCUCGAAAUCAUUGAUGAUCAGAUACUUCAGUUGUAACUGGUUCUAUUGUGCUAUUAUUUAUUUAUUUUUUACACUUGAUAGACAACUUUAGCACUGUUCCAACCUUAGACUAUCGUCGUAAUUUUUUUUGCCUGUAUAGAAAUCAAAACGUCUCCGGUGCUGCAGCAUGCGCUCAUUCAUUGUCAUGCUCUGUUGUGGUAUAAAAAAAAAUAUUCAGCUUAUCUCCAGUCAUGUAAAAUGACUUAGAAUUGCGUGAAAUGCGUUUAUAAAAGGUUAUCAGUUGAUAGAUUCAUGCACAUGAAAGACAUGGAGUCACUAUAUGACCGAUAAUGUAUCAUUUUUGUAGUCAUUUAAAUGCAUGUUAGUGCUUUUGAUAUGCUUUCGGUAUGUGUCAAGUACAAUAAAAAUGAUUUUUGAUAAUAUACACUGCUCAAAAAAGUAAAGGGAACACUAAAAUAACACAUCCUAGAUCUGAAUGAAUUAAAUAAUCUUAUUAAAUACUUUUUUCUUUACAUAGUUGAAUGUGCUGACAACAAAAUCACACAAAAAUGAUCAAUGGAAAUCAAAUGUAUCAACCCAUGGAGGUCUGGAUUUGGAGUCACCCUCAAAAUUAAAGUGGAAAACCACACUACAGGCUGAUCCAACUUUGAUGUAAUGUCCUUAAAACAAGUCAAAAUGAGGCUCAGUAGUGUGUGUGACCUCCACGUGCCUGUAUGACCUCCCUACAACGCCUGGGCAUGCUCCUGAUGAGGUGGCGGAUGGUCUCCUGAGUGAUCUCCUCCCAGACCUGGACUAAAGCAUCCGCCAACUCCUGGACAGUCUGUGGUGCAACGUGGCGUUGGUGGAUGGAGCGAGACAUGAUGUCCCAGAUGUGCUCAAUUGGAUUCAGGUCUGGGGAACGGACGGGCCAGUCCAUAGCAUCAAUGCCUUCCUCUUGCAGGAACUGCUGACACACUCCAGCCACAUGAGGUCUAGCAUUGUCUUGCAUUAGGAGGAACCCAGGGCCAACCGCACCAGCAUAUGGUCUCACAAGGGGUCUGAGGAUCUCAUCUCGGUACCUAAUGGCAGUCAGGCUACCUCUGGCGAGCACAUGGAGGGCUGUGCGGCCCCCCAAAGAAAUGCCACCCCACACCAUGACUGACCCACCGCCAAACCGGUCAUGCUGGAGGAUGUUGCAGGCAGCAGAACGUUCUCCACGGCGUCUCCAGACUCUGUCACGUCUGUCACGUGCUCAGUGUGAACCUGCUUUCAUCUGUGAAGAGCACAGGGCGCCAGUGGAGAAUUUGCCAAUCUUGGUGUUCUCUGGCAAAUGCCAAACGUCCUGCACGGUGUUGGGCUGUAAGCACAACCCCCACCUGUGGACGUCGGGCCCUCAUACCACCCUCAUGGAGUCUGUUUCUGACCGUUUGAGCAGACACAUGCACAUUUGUGGCCUGCUGGAGGUCAUUUUGCAGGGCUCUGGCAGUGCUCCUCCUGCUCCUCCUUGCACAAAGGCGGAGGUAGCAGUCCUGCUGCUGGGUUGUUGCCCUCCUACGGCCUCCUCCACGUCCCCUGAUGUACUGGCCUGUCUCCUGGUAGCGCCUCCAUGCUCUGGACACUACGCUGACAGACACAGCAAACCUUCUUGUCACAGCUCGCAUUGAUGUGCCAUCCUGGAUGAGCUGCACUACCUGAGCCACUUGUGUGGGUUGUAGACUCCGUCUCAUGCUACCACUAGAGUGAAAGCACCGCCAGCAUUCAAAAGUGACCAAAACAUCAGCCAGGAAGCACAGGAACUGAGAAGUGGUCUGUGGUCACCACCUGCAAAACCAGUCCUUUAUUGGGGGUGUCUUGCUAAUUGCCUAUAAUUUCCACCUGUUGUCUAUUCCAUUUGCACAACAGCAUGUGACAUUUAUUGUCAAUCAGUGUUGCUUCCUAAGUGGACAGUUUUAUUUCACAGAAGUGUGAUUGACUUGGAGUUACAUUGUGUUGUUUAAGUGUUCCCUUUAUUUUUUUGAGCAGUGUAUAUUGUAGCAUAUUAGAAGGCUUGGAGGCGUGGCUUGUUGGGGGCGGGCUUUUCUUUGUGCCUUUUGGCCUCCCAUGAGUUGGAUUGUCAUGCCAGUUAAUAUGUUAUGUUGUGUUCUGAGGUAAUAGUUGUCUUCUGAGAUAUCAAAGAGCCUACUAAGGUAUCAUUGUUAAGAAAGUCACCAUUUUGUUACUGUAUGAUAUGUCAAUUUCUUUAUAUUUGCCAUAUAUUGUAAUAUAAACAUAUAUCUCUUACAAAUACAUUUCUAUGCAUGUUGGAAUAUAUUUCCCAAAUAUAUCGAUAAAUACAUUAUUUAAUGUAUUUCAGGAUUUAUUAUUGAAAUACAUUUCCUGAUGCAUUUAACAUAUAUUGUGACAUAUAUUUUACAUACAUUUAUACCUACAUUUUAAAUACAUAUACUCAGUUUUACUCAGUUUUUCACAAUUCCUGACAUUUAAUCCUAGUAAAAAUUCCCUGUCUUCGGUCAGUUAGGAUCACCACUUUAUUUUAAGAAUGUGAAAUGUCAGAAUAAUAGUAGAGAGAAUGAUUUAUUUCAGCUUUUAUUUAUUUCAUCACAUUCCCAGUGGGUCAGAAGUUUACAUACACUCAAUUUGUAUUUGGUAGCAUUGUCUUUAAAUUGUUUAACUUGGGUCAAACAUUUUGGGUAGCCUUCCACAAGCUUCCCACAAUAAGUUGGGUGAAUUUUGGCCCAUUCCUCCUGACAGAGCUGGUGUAACUGAGUCAGGUUUGUAGGCCUCCUUGCUCGCACAUGCUUUUUCAUUUCUGCCCAAACAUUUUCUAUAGGAUUGAGGUCAGGGCUUUGUGAUGGCCACUCCAAUACCUUGACUCUGUUGUCCUUAAGCCAUUUUGCCACAACUUUGGAAGUAUGCUUGGGGUCAUUGUCCAUUUGGAAGACUAAUUUGCGACCAAGCUUUAACUUCCUGACUGAUGUCUUGAGAUGUUGCUUCAAUAUAUCCACAUAAUUUUCCUUCCUCAUGAUGCCAUCUAUUUUAUGAAGUGCACCAGUCCCUCUUGCAGCAAAUACCCCCACAGCAUGAUGCUGCCACCCCCGUGCUUCACGGUUGGGAUGGUGUUCUUCGGCUUACAAGCGUCCCCCCUUUUCCUCCAAACAUGACGUUGAUCAUUAUGGCCAAACAGUUCUAUUUUUGUUUCAUCAGACCAGAGGGCAUUUCUCCAAAAAGUACGAUCUUUGUCCCCAUGUGCAGUUGCAAACCGUAGUCUGGCUUUUUUAUGGCGGUUUUGGAGCAGUGGCUUCUUCCUUUCUGAGCGGCCUUUCAGGUUAUGUAGAUAUCGGACUUGUUUUAUUGAGGAUAUAUACAGUGGGGAGAACAAGUAUUUGAUACACUGCUGAUUUUGCAGGUUUUCCUACUUACAAAGCAUGUAGAGGUCUGUAAUUUUUAUCAUAGGUACACUUCAACUGUGAGAGACGGAAUCUAAAACAAAAAUCCAGAAAAUCACAUUGUAUGAUUUUUAAGUAAUUAAUUUGCAUUUUAUUGCAUGACAUAAGUAUUUGAUCACCUACCAACCAGUAAGAAUUCCGGCUCUCACAGACCUGUUAGUUUUUCUUUAAGAAGCCCUCCUGUUCUCCACUCAUUACCUGUAUUAACUGCACCUGUUUGAACUCGUUACCUGUAUAAAAGACACCUGUCCACACACUCAAUCAAACAGACUCCAACCUCUCCACAAUGGCCAAGACCAGAGAUCUGUGUAAGGACAUCAGGGAUAAAAUUGUAGACCUGCACAAGGCUGGGAUGGGCUACAGGACAAUAGGCAAGCAGCUUGGUGAGAAGGCAACAACUGUUGGCGCAAUUAUUAGAAAAUGGAAGAAGUUCAAGAUGACGGUCAAUCACCCUCGGUCUGGGGUUCCAUGCAAGAUCUCACCUCGUGGGGCAUCAAUGAUCAUGAGGAAGGCGAGGGAUCAGCCCAGAACUACACGGCAGGACCUGGUCAAUGACCUGAAGAGUAAUGGGACCACAGUCUCAAAGAAAACCAUUAGUAACACACUACGCCGUCAUGGAUUAAAAUCCUGCAGCGCACGCAAGGUCCCCCUGCUCAAGCCAGCGCAUGUCCAGGCCCGUUUGAAGUUUGCCAAUGACCAUCUGGAUGAUCCAGAGGAGGAAUGGGAGAAGGUCAUGUGGUCUGAUGAGACAAAAAUAUAGCUUUUUGGUCUAAACUCCACUCGCCGUGUUUGGAGGAAGAAGAAGGAUGAGUACAACCCCAAGAACACCAUCCCAACCGUGAAGCAUGGAGGUGGAAACAUCAUUCUUUGGGGAUGCUUUUCUGCAAAGGGAACAGGACGACUGCACCGUAUUGAGGGGAGGAUGGAUGGGGCCAUGUAUCGCGAGAUCUUGGCCAACAACCUCCUUCCCUCAGUAAGAGCAUUGAAGAUGGGUCGUGGCUGGGUCUUCCAGCAUGAUAACGACCCGAAACACACAGCCAGGGCAACUAAGGAGUGGCUCCGUAAGAAGCAUCUCAAGGUCCUGGAGUGGCCUAGCCAGUCUCCAGACCUGAACCCAAUAGAAAAUCUUUAGAGGGAGCUGAAAGUCCGUAUUGCCCAGCGACAGCCCCGAAACCUGAAAGAUCUGGAGAAGGUCUGUAUGGAGGAGUGGGCCAAAAUCCCUGCUGCAGUGUGUGCAAACCUGGUCAAGACCUACAGGAAACGUAUGAUCUCUUAAAUUGCAAACAAAGGUUUCUGUACCAACUAUUAAGUUCUGCUUUUCUGAUGUAUCAAAUACUUAUGUCAUGCAAUAAAAUGCAAAUUAAUUACUUAAAAAUCAUACAAUGUGAUUUUCUGGAUUUUUGUCUCUCUCACAGUUGAAGUGUACCUAUGAUAAAAAUGACAGACCUCUACAUGCUUUGUAAGUAGGAAAACCUGCAAAAUCGGCAGUGUAUCAAAUACUUGUUCUCCCCACUGUAUAUACUUUUGUACCUGUUUCCUCCAGCAUCUUCACAAGGUCCUUUGCUGUUGUUCUGGGAUUAAUUUGCACUUUUUGCACCAAAGUACGUUCAUCUCUAGGAGACAAAACGUGUCUCCUUCCUGAGCGGUAUGAAGGCUGCGUGGUCCCAUGGUGUUUAUACUUGCGUACUAUUGUUUGUACAGAUGAACAUGGUACCUUCAGGCAAUUUGGAAAUUGCUCCCAAGGAUGAACCAGACUUGUGGAGGUCUACAAUUGUUUUUCUGAGGUCUUGGCUGAUUUCUUUUGAUUUUCACAUGAUGUCAAGCAAAGAGGCACUGAGUUUGAAGGUAGGCCUUGAAAUAUAUCCACAGGUACACCUCCAAUUGACUCAAAUGAUGUCAAUUAGCUUAUCAGAAGCUUCUAAAGCCAUGAAAUCAUUUUCUGGAAUUUUCCAAGCUGUUUAAAGGCACAGUCAACUUAGUGUAUGUAAACUUCUGACCCACUGGAAUUGUGAUACAGUGAUUUAUAAGUGAAAUAAUCUGUCUGUAAACAAUUGUUUGAAAAAUAUUGCACAAAUUAGAUGUCCUAACUGACUUGCCAAAUCUAUAUUUUGUUAACAAGACAUUUGUGGAUUGGUUGAAAAACGAGUUUUAAUGACUCCAACCUACCUACCUAUCCGACUUCAACUGUAUGUUGGAAUGUAUUUAAAAUGUAUGGAGAAUUAUUUUUAAAUACAUUAUUUGGCAAAUGUUUUAUAAUUCACCUGUAUCCUAAAAAAUGUAUCUAAAAAUGGUGCCCUAAGACCAUAAAGUAAAAAAAACAUAUAUAUAUAUAUAUAUAUAUAUUUAUAUACAGUACCAGUCAAAAGUUUGGGCACACCUACUCAUUCAAGGAUUUUUCUUUAUUUUUACUAUUAUCUACAUUGUAGAAUAAUAGUGAAGACAUCAAAACUAUGAAAUAACACAUGGAAUCAUGUAGUAACCAAAAAAAGUGUUAAACAAAUCAAAAUAUAUUUUAUAUUUGAGAUUCUUCAAAUAGCCACCCUUUGCCUUGAUGACAGCUUUGCACAAUCUUGGCAUUCUCUCAACCAGCUUCAUGAGGUAGUCACCAGCAAUGCAUUUCAAUUAACAGGUGUGCCUUCUUAAAAGUUAAUUUGUAGAAUUUCUUUCCUUCUUAAUGCAUUUGAGCCAAUCAGUUGUGUUGUGACAAGGUAGGGGGGGGGGGGGUAUACAGAAGAUAGCCCUAUUUGGUAAAAGACCAAGUCCAUAUUAUGGAAAGAACAGCUCAAAUAUGUAACGUGAAACGACAGUCCAUCAUUACUUUAAGACAUGAAGGUCAGUCAAUACGGAACAUUUCAAGAGCUUUUAAAGUUUCUUCAAGUGCAGUCGCAAAAACCAUCAAGCGCUAUGAUGAAACUGGCUCUCAUGAGGACCGCUACAGGAAUGGAAGACCCAGAGUUACCUCUGCUGCAGAGGAUAAGUUCAUUGGAGUUACCAGCAUCAGAAAUUGCAGCCCAAAUAAAUGCUUCACAGAGUUCAAGUCACAGACACAUCUCAACAUCAACUGUUCAGAGGGGACUGUGUGAAUCAGGCCUUCAUGGUCGAAUUGCUGCAAAGAAACCACUACUAAAGGACACCAAUAAUAAGAAGAGACCUGCUUGGGCCAAGAAACACGAGCAAUGGACAUUAGACCGGUGGAAAUGUGUCCUUUGAAAUGUUUGGUUCCAACCGCCGUGUCUUUGUGAGAUGCGGUGUGGGUGAACGGAUGAUCUCUGCAUGUGUAUUUCCCACCGUAAAGCAUGGAGGAGGAGGUGUUAUGGUGUGGAGGUGCUUUGCUGGUGACACUGUCUGUGAUUUAUUUAGAAUUCAAGGCACACUUAAACAGCAUGUCUGCCACAGCAUCUUGCAGUGAUACGCCAUCCCAUCUGGUUUGGGCUAUCAUUUGUUUUUCAACCCAACACACCUCCAGGCUGUGUAAGGGCUAUUUUACCAAGUAGGAGAGUGAUGGAGUGCUGCAUCAGAUGACCUGGCCUCAACAAUCCCCCGACCUCCACCCAAUUUGAAAUGGUUUGGGAUGAGUCAGACCGCAGAGUGAAGGAAAAGCAGCCAACAAGUGCUCAGCAUAUGUGGGAACUCCUUCAAUACUGUUGGAAAAGAUUUCCAGGUGAAGCUGGUUGAGAGAAUGCCAAGAGUGUGCAAAGCUGUCAUCAAGGCAAAGGGUGGCUAUUUCAAGAAUCUCAAAUAUAAAAUAUAUUUUGAUUUGUUUAACAGUUUUUUGCUUACUACAUGAUUCCAUAUGUGUUAUUUCAUAGUUUUGAUUUCUUCACUAUUAUUCUACAAUGUAGAAAAUAGUAAAAAAUAAAGAAAAACCCUUGAAUGAGUAGGCGUGUCCAAACUUUGGACUGGUACUGUAUAUACACAAGAUACAUCAACAAGUACAUUACAUUUGAACAUCAUGAACAUCACAGCCAUCAUAAACAAGUUGCUAAAUCAAUCAAAACAAUUGUACACAUCAGUGAACAAAUUUAACAUCAGGGUUUUAAAAUGCCCUUGUGGCACCAGGGAAUCCAAAUGUAAUGAAUUUUGUAUGUGAUCCCAAUGUGGAGCAUGAAAACUAAAAACGGAUUUACCUAAUUCCGUGGAGACCCGAGGAAUCUGAAGAGUUAACCAGCCCUGUGAACAGGUUUGGUAUCUCAUUCUUUUAUACGUUAGCAAUGAAGUUAGGUAAGUUGGAAACUUGUUUACAAGGGCUUUGUAAACAAAAAGGGAGUAAUGAAUUGAUCUACGGUACUUUAAUGAGGACCAGCCAACCUUUUGAUACAGGAUGCAGUGGUGAGUAUUAAAACUGUCACCAGUGAUAAAAUGAAUGGCAGCUCUAAAAUAGCCUGUUCAACAGUUGUGGCAAUGGCAUACAUAACAGUGUCAUCUGCAUACAGAUGAAUAUGACAAGUUUUAACAGAUAGACCAACAUUGUUUAUAUACAGUUGAAGUCGGAAGUUUACAUACACUUAUGUUGGAGUCAUUAAAACUAGUUUUUCAACCACUCCACAACUUUCUUGUUAACAAACUAUAGUUUUGGCAAGUCGGUUAGGACAUCUACUUUGUGCAUGACACAAGUCAUUUUUCCAACAAUUGUUUACAGACAGAUUAUUUCACUUAUAUUUCAAGGCCUACCUUCAAACUCAGUGCCUCUUUGCUUGACGUCAUGGGAAAAUCAAAAGAAAUCAGCCAAGACCUCAGAAAAAAUAUUGUAGACCUCCACAAGUCUGGUUCAUCCUUGGUAACAACUUCCAAACACCUGAACGUUCAUCUGUACAAACAAUAGUACACAAGUAUAAACACCAUGGGACCACGCAGCCUUCAUACCGCUCAGGAAGGAGACGCGUUCUGUCUCCUAGAGAUGAACGUACUUUGGUGCGAAAAGUGCAAAUCAAUCCCAGAACAACAGCAAAGGACCUUGUGAAGAUGCUGGAGGGAACAGGUACAAAAUUAUCUAUAUCCACAGUAAAACUAGUCCUAUAUCGACAUUACCUGAAAGGCUGCUAAGCAAGGAAGAAGCCGCUGCUCCAAAACCGCCAUAAAAAAGCCAGACUAUGGUUUGCAACUGCACAUGGGGACAAAAAUCGUACUUUUUUGAGAAAUGUCCUCUGGUCUGAUGAAACGAAAAUAGAACUGUUUGGCCAUAAUGACCAUCGUUAUGUUUGGAGGAAAAAGGGGGUACUUGCAAGACGAAGAACACCAUCCCAACCGUGAAGCACGGGGGUGGCAGUAUCAUGCUGUGGGGGUGCUUUGCUGCAGGAGGGACUGGUGCACUUCACAAAAUAGGAAGGAAGGAAAAUUCCAUCAUGAGGAAGGAAAAUUAUGUGGAUUUAUUGAAGCAACAUCUCAAGACAUCAGUCAGGAAGUUAAAGCUUGGUCGCAAAUGGGUCUUCUAAAUGGACAAUGACCCCAAGCAUACUUCCAAAGUUGUGGCAAAAAUGGCUUAAGGACAACAAAGUCAAGGUAUUGGAGUGGCCAUCACAAGGCCCUGACCUCAAUCCUAUAGAAAAUCUGUGGGCAGAACUGAAAAAGCGUGUGCGAGCAAGGAGGCCUACAAACCUGACUCAGUUACACCAGCUCUGUCAGGAGGAAUGGGCCAAAAUUCACCCAACUUAUUGUGGGAAGCUUGUGGAAGGCUACCUGAUCCGUUUGACCCAAGUUAAACAAUUUAAAGGCAAUGCUACCAAAUACUAAUUGAGUGUAUGUAAACUUCUGACCCACUGGGAAUGUGAUGAAAUAAAUAAAAGCUGAAAUAAAUCACUCUCUACUAUUAUUCUGACAUUUCACAUUCUUAAAAUAAAGUGGUGAUCCUAGCUGACCUAAGACAGGGAAUUUUUACUAGGAUUAAAUGUCAGGAAUUGUGAAAAACUGAGUUUAAAUGUAUUUGGCUAAGGUGUAUGUAAACUUCCGACUUCAACUGUAACUAGUAAAGAGAACAAGUUCCAGUACCGACCCCUGCCGUACACCUUUUGUAAUAUCCAUAAAACUAGCUGAGUUAGAUUUAGCUCAGUACAAAUAUCUUUCAGCCCAUCAGAUACUGGCAUCAACCAAUCUAGAUUAAGAGCAAUCAUUAUCAGUCAUUCAGAUUGAGCAUAGUUAGACAGCAGGUCAGACAAUUUGCUAAGAGCUCAUAUGGAGGCAGAGGGAGGGCGAUAAAUUCCCACUAGCGUCAGAGUUCCACAUUUAGGACUAGACAUUCAAAUUGCAUAUGGACAGAGGUGGUGAUGGAUACAUAAACAUUUAAAUUGCUCUUUAUGUAUAUGGUGACACCACCUCCUCUGCCGACUCUAUCAGAUCUAAAAACAUUAUAAACUGUCAGAUACACAUCAGAGUCUGGCAUAGACUUCUUUAGCCAAGAUUCAGUUAUAACCAGAAUGCUUGAGAAGGCAAGAUUCAGUUAUAACCAGAAUGUUUGAGAAGCCAAGAUUCAGUUAUAACCAGAAGGUUUGAGAAGCCAAGAUUCAGUUAUAACCAGAAGGUUUGAGAAGCCAGAGUUGCAAUAAAAUCCAUUUUCAAAAUCAAACUUCUGGCAUUUACAUGAAUCAGUCCAAGGCCGCAGCUGCGGGAUUUCAGAAUUUCUUUCCAUUUAUUUUUUAUUUUUAGUCAUUUAGCAGACGCUCUUAUCCAGAGCGACUUACAGUUAGUGAGUGCAUACAUUUUUCAUACUGAUCAGAUGGAGUUUCUAAUACAAACAUGCAAUGUUCAACAGGUAACCCCCUACUAGAAAAUACCAUGGGGUUGGCUUGAAUUGGAAUAUAUACAAAAUUGUCUAGAACUGUACCAUUGGGCCAAUGCCUCGAUCGAGGACAUGGGUUAAAACAAUAAUCAAUUAUGGUUACUUGUUGCGGGCCUGCAGUAUGAUGAUAAUGCUGAUAAUUUAUGGUUGGGAUUAUCUGAACGGGACUUGGGGUGUAUAUUGUUUCCUCUCUGGGGAUUAAUAAAGUUAAAAUCAUUCAAUUCAGGAAGUUUGCCUUUGUGUGCCACCUGUGUGCGGUGGACCUGCUGUGUGCCGUGCUGCUCAUGCCCCUGGGCAUUGUGUCCUGCUCGCCGUACUUCGCCAGCGUGGUGUUCACAGUGCUGGAGUGCCAGGUGUACGUCUUCCUCAACGUGUUCCUCAUCGCAGGUAAAGUACAAGGGACAGAUACAAUUUAGGGCUGCAAACGAAAUGGCAUGCUAUUGGUCAAAAGUAGUGCUAGGGUGCCAUUUCGGACACAUGGCCUUUAAUCAAUCAAUGGUUUUAUUGUUUGAUUUAGACGUCCUUUGUGUUUUUUAUGUUCUAAUAUUCAUCUCUUUUUAUCACUUUAAUUUGAUUGUUGUACUGUGUGUAGCGAUUUAUAAAGUUUUAUUUGAUAUGAAUUACAGCCUCCAUCUUCACCAUCACGGCCAUCAGCGUGGAGCGCUACUACUACAUUGUCCACCCCAUGCGCUACGAGGUAAAGAUGACCCUGAAGCUGGCCACAGCUGUCAUGGUCCUGGUCUGGGUGGCCUCAGCCCUCCUGGGGCUGGCCACUGUUUUUGGCUGGCCCAGCUAUGGCAGCUUGAGCUCCAUCAGCGCCGCCCACUGCUCUCUCCACUGGAGCCACAGCGGCCACCGCCGGGCCUUCUCUGUCCUCUUCACAGUGGCAUGUUUCUGCCUUCCCGCUGCGGUCAUCUUCGCUGUGUACUGUAACGUAUAUAAAGUGGCACGUGUGGCGGCUAGACAGCACGGACCGUUACCAUCUUGGACGGCCAGCCAUCUUAAACACCGGUCGGAUUCCAUCAGCAGCCAGACCACUAUCAUCACCACCCGCAACGCCCCCAGGAGGCUGCACCACCAAAGGCCUUUUGGCGGGGGCAAGGCCGCCCUCACCCUGGUGGUCAUUGUGGGCCAGUUCCUGCUCUGCUGGCUGCCUUACUUUGCCUUCCACCUGCACCUGACUAUCAACAACCCGGCCAAAAUCCCACCUGACCUAGAGGAGGCCGUCACCUGGCUAGCGUACUCCUCCUUUACCGUCAACCCAUUCUUUUACGGGCUGCUGAACCGCCAGAUCAGGGAGGAGCUGUGUAAACUGCGGCGCUGCUACUCCGCCCAGCCCGUCGAGCUGGCCCUGUCCAGUGGCCUCGAGGGCUCGGCCCACGAGAACUUCCUGCAGUUCCUCCAGAGGACCAGCUGUACGGUGGAGACCAGAGCCAGCUUUGCCUGCACAUCCAGCCCCAGGAACACCCUGGACCAGACAGCGCAGCAGACAGCUGACUUCAGGAUACCUGGACAGAUACCUGAGGAGUUCAAUUAA